UCCAACAUGUUCCAUGAUAGGUGGGAGGUAAGACUGGCAAAAAGGCCAAAAUCAAGAUGUCAAAAGCUCACAAGGCCCAUGGCAAACGCAAGAUGUUGAGAAUUGGCCAUUUGGGUCAUGACAUGACCUGAAAAAAACAAGGUCAUAUCUCCGAAACCGAAAAUCACAGAAAUUUGAAAUUUUCAGUGGACAUCAAGAAAGGAUAGAAGAGCAGCUAUACGAAAAAUCAGCCUUCUAGCUCUAAAAAUAUACUGAUAUAUUCAGCUAGAGAUGCCACAAGUUGACAAGGAUGGCUUCAUUCUUGUUCGACACAAGAAUUCAAGUAGUGCUGCUGCUUCACUGGCUGCAAAAGGCAUUGCUCCACCUGUAGAUCUGAAGCCAGAGUCUAUUGAUCUUGCAGCAAUAAUACAAAAGGUGGAGCGGCUGCAGGAGCGCCUGGCCUCGUCCCAGUACCUAGCCAGUUUCCUCUCGGCUGUGGACGAGGGUCUGAGUCGGCAGCGGCGGCCGUCUGGAGGCGACGCUCCGCGCCCGCACAUCGUCUGCUACGGGCUGGGCCACGCGGCGAGCAGCCCGGCGCCGCAGCGGCAGCUGGCACUGCUGCUCCAGCUGCGCGAGCACCUCUCCGCGCCGUCAGUCGAGGUGUUCGACCCCGUCUUCUGGCCCGAGGAGAAGCAGCUGCUGCGCGAGCUGCGUCUGCACGUGCUGGAGACGGACGAGCAGUGCGCGCGGCGGCUGAGCGCGCCGGCCGUUCUCUACAUGCCGCACUGUGAGAACGCCCACUACGACAACCUGCUGCGGGCCAACUGGCACCCGGACCUGCUUCCCCGCCUGCUGCUGGUCGGUAACAGCUUGGCGUCAAUCGCGCUCCGGCUGCCUUCCAGCCAGCUGCGACUCGUGUCGUUCGUGGAGCGCGCCGCACCGCACGUCACGGAACGCUCCGAACGGAUUGCCGAGGCCGAUCUGCUUCCCGCCUUCAACGACACAGCCGUGCAGUGGUUCGAGGCGGGAGUGUUGCGCGCGCUGCCCGCGUACUUUUGGGACGAGGCGCCACAGGAGGCGUUCGUCCCGCCACAGGAGGGGGACUCGAGCGAUGACGGCAGGGGAAAGCCGCGCAGGAGGCGACGGAAAAAGUCGCGUAACCACAGCUAGCAUCGCCAGUGUUGGUUCUACCGGAAUUGAGGAUGUGUGCGAGGCUAACGGCUCGUGCUCGCCCGCCGCCGGGGACCGUGGCUCGGUGGGGAGCGCUGCAGUACGCUGUCGACUGCCGUGGCUGGCCGUAGCCGUAGCCGUGGCCGCUGCCGCUGCCGCUGUAGCUGUGCCGUGGUGGCGCAGCCAGAACCCGUCUCCUUGCGGCAGCGGAGAGUUUCGCCUGCCGGGAAUGUCAGCCUGUACACCGCUGCUCGGCUGUCCCGAGCUGGCCGAGGUCGAGAUCCUAGAGCAGGUCGGCCAGGGCAGCACUAAGAGCGUGUACCGCGGCCUGUGGCGGGGUCACCAGGUGGCUCUGGCGGCACUGGCCGAACCCUCCCUGCGAGCAGACUUCCACCACGGCCUGCAGAUGCUGCGCUCGCUCAGUCCCUCGGAGCACGUGGUACAGCUGGUCGGCUUCUGCGGGGAUGUGAUUGUGACUGAAUUUCACCGGCGAGGUGACGCCAGCGCGGCCGCAGACCUGGUGAGGACAGCCGGCGGCGCGACGGCCGCCCGCCUAGCACUGCGCCUGUGUCGCAGCUACGCGGAAGCUCUGGCGUUCCUGCAUAACUCGCCAGCGGGCCGACGUGUCAUGUGUGACUCGAAUGACCUCCAGAAGACGCUGCAGCAGUGGCUGCUGACCGCUGAUGACUGGCUGGUGGUCGCUGAUCUGGACGCACUGCCCGACGCUAGCGCCGGGCCCGUGCGCUGCGGACGGCGUCCCAUCGAAGGAGAGUUUGCUGCCCCAGAACAGAGGUGGCGCGACGGGCGUGAGCCGCCCGGCUACGACGAGAAGACUGACGUUUGGAAGCUGGCUGCAGUGUGUGAUCAUUUUCUGUCGGCGGCGCCUGAUGGCGAGUAUUUGAAACUUGAACUUCACGGGAUACACAAGAGAUGUCGCUCUGUCCCUGCGCGGCUGCGUCCAUCAGCCGCGGAAGUGGUGGAAGAGUAUGAUCGUGUUGUCCACGGAUUUAGCGAGUCAGAAUAUGUGUCACCGUCUAUGGUGUCACGGAUACUAUGAUGGUGCCUGCUUUUUGACACAUUGACGGAUUUAGCGAGUCAGAAUAUGUGUCACCGACACUAUGAUGGUGCCUGCUUUUUGACACAUUGUGAUAUCUAAAUAAUAAUGUAAAAGGAA
Molecule: messenger RNA, 2323 nt
Organism: Amphibalanus amphitrite
Lineage: Eukaryota; Metazoa; Arthropoda; Thecostraca; Balanomorpha; Balanidae
Product: SRR1-like protein
Exons: 4
Coding region: 271-1149 (292 amino acids)
Biological process (GO): microtubule-based process
Cellular component (GO): cytoplasm; nucleus
Source: RefSeq, a predicted model, not a curated record